Scleropages formosus (Asian bonytongue) is the source of this 7347-nucleotide messenger RNA. It is a transcript of the gene plxnd1, whose product is annotated as plexin D1. NCBI's taxonomy places the organism in Eukaryota, Metazoa, Chordata, Actinopteri, Osteoglossiformes, Osteoglossidae. The record is from RefSeq and is a predicted model, not a curated record. Gene Ontology annotation, cellular component: semaphorin receptor complex; plasma membrane. Gene Ontology annotation, biological process: endothelial cell migration; positive regulation of axonogenesis; regulation of cell migration. Gene Ontology annotation, molecular function: protein binding; semaphorin receptor activity. Bases 576 to 6308 code for a protein of 1910 amino acids. The transcript is spliced from 36 exons.
GAUGCGAAAACUCGUUCUCUUUUUUUUUUCUCUCUCCCUCAGAAAGAUUAAAGCGGCGGGUAGAAAUUCUAAGAAAUUGUGGCCAAAACUUACACAAAGGGUUUAUGAAUAAAACGCGUAACCGUAAGGGGCGGACAAAGAAGAGGGGUGUCCUCGCUCGGACUCUUGCGUUGCGAUCGGAGUGUUUCUGGUUCGAAUCCCGCCGCUGGCGGACACUCCUCGAUCGCAUACAGGGAGGAGGGACGGUUCGACGCGGCGUCACAGUCAAACUAAGCGUACAGUAAAGUUCUCGAGCGCUGCACGUGUCACCUGGAGCUACGCGACUCGCAGGCGAUCUUACAGUAAGAAUCGCGCGGAGGGGGAGGGGGAGACGGUUGCGGGUUCGAGUCCCUCUCCACUAAGAGGAAGCGCGACUCCGCGGCGCGCGUCACUCGGCGCUGAGUGAGGCGCUCGGCAGGAAGCAGCCUUUCCUCCCGGACGCCGCAGCGCUUCCCCCUGCCGCUCAAUGCGCCGCUCGGCUCCGAACGCGCUGGUCGCAGCCUGGAGCGAGAAGAAGAAGAAGAAGAAGAAGAAGAAUGUCUCCUUGGGAAAGAGUCCUCCUGUGCGUCCAGCUCCUCCUGCACAGUCACUGGAGCGUCCGUGAGCUGCCGUGCGACGCGCUGCACGUCCAACAGGCGUUCCGCUCCCCGAACCGCACCAACAACUUCGUGGUGGACGGCGGCUCCGGGCGCCUCUACCUGGCCGCUGUCAACGCGAUCUACCAGCUGGACGCGUCCCUGCGCGUGGAGAGCGAGCAGCCCACGGGGCCCGUGCUGGACAACGUGCUGUGCCACGCGCCGCAGCUGCCCCAGGCGCCCUGCGAGCACCCCAAGAGCCUCACGGACAACUUCAACAAGCUCCUGCAGCUCGACCCCCAGCAGCGGGUGCUGGUCGCGUGCGGCUCCGUGUACCAGGGCUUCUGCGAGCUGCGCAGGAUGGAGAACAUCUCGCAGAUCGCCGUGGAGUUCCCGCCGCCCGGCGCCAAGACCGUGUUCCCCAGCAUGCUGAACAUCGCGGCGAACGACCCGAACGCCUCCACCGUGGGGCUCGUGUUCAGGAGCCACGGGGGCCACGCCAAGCUGCUGGUGGGGGCCACGUACACGGGCGUGGGCACGCAGUUCUUCCCCAAGAACCACAGCAAGGAGGACCUGAGGUUCGAGAACACCCCGGAGAUCGCCAUCAGGUCCCUGAACAUCAAGGAGCUGCCGAAGCUCUUCACCUACGACAUCAACCCGUCGGAGGACAACGUGUUCAAGAUCAAGCAAGAGGUGAAGCAGAAGAACAAGCUGAGCUUCGUCCACGCCUUCGUUCAGAAGAGCUACUCGUACAUCGCCAUCAACAACGACGCCAACUUGGGCCACAAGGAGAGUCAACCCAACAGCAUCCUGGCGCGCAUCUGCCUGGACGCGGAGAGCCCGCGCCGCGCGAGCGCCGAGAGCAGGAAGCUCACCGAGUCCUACAUCCAGAUGUUCCUGCAGUGCGGCUCCAACGGGAACAUCUACAACCGCCUCGUGUCCGUGUACCCGGCCGAGAUCAGCGUGUCGCCGGGCGCCCGGGCUCGCGACCCGCCGCACGCGCAGCCCUACCUCUUCGGGGUCUUCUCCAAAGCAGGCAGACACACUGCGCUGUGCGCCUUCAGGUUCGCCGACAUCGAGGAGGCGAUCCGCCAGGGCAGGAGGAACUGCUCGAGCUCGUCCAGCAGCGAGGACGUGCAGGUGCUGGACAGCGUCAUCCAGGGCUCGGGCGCCGUGUGCGUGCAGAAGGGCAACAUCGUGCUGCAGCCCGAACAGCUGGACUGCGGCGCCGCUCACCUGCAGCACCCGCUCGCCCUGCGCAGACCGCUGGCGGCCGCCCCGCUCUUCGAGUCCGUGGGGCUCAGCUCCGUGGCCGUGGACGACGUCCACAAUCGCACCGUGGUCUUCUUGGGCACCGGCGGCGGCCGACUGCGCAAGCUCAACCUUCUGCCAGACCUCUCCGUGGCCAACCAGAGGUCUUUGAAAGUGGCCGCCGGGGAGCCCGUCCACCACAUCAUGACGUUUGACCCCAGCGACCGGGACUACCUUUACCUCAUGACUUCUAACCACCUCCUGAGGGUGAAGGUGUCCAAGUGCGACCAGUACGGCGGCUGCAGGGAGUGCCUGAGUGCCGGCGACGCUCACUGCGGCUGGUGCACGUUGCAGAGCAGGUGCUCCAUCCGGAAGGAGUGCGGCUCCCAGCUCGCGCACUCCUGGAUCGGAGUCGGCGAGGGACCCCAGCGGUGUCCUUCCAUGACCAUCACCCCGCCGGACAUCAGCAUCGCCUCGGACGUGGAGAACCUCGGCAUCCUGAUCAACGGCAGCGUCCCGGACCUGCAAGGCUUCGCGGUGGAGUGCGACUACGGCCCGAGCGGCGCCACGGCCGCCACCGUGCACUCCAACGGCAUUUCCGUCCAGAUCCAGACCUGCUCUCUGCUUCCCCGAGUCAACUUCCCCAGGAUCCCCGUCGGCAAGGAUCACGUGACCGUAGCCGUGAGCGUCAAGGUGGACGGCGUGCCCGUCGUAUCCGGAAGUUUCACUCUGUACGACUGCGAGAAGACGGGCACGGUGCACCCGAAGAUGGAGUGUAACAGCUGUUUGGGCACCAGGUGGAAGUGCUACUGGGACCAGGAAAAGAACAGCUGCCUCUUCAGCAAAAACACUUCCGAAGACUUAAUACCCGGGGUCAGCACUGUCGAGUCCUGCCCAGUCAUGCAAUCUUCUGAAAUUCCCCCAUCGCCCUCCGGUCGCUCUCAGGACAUCGUCGUCUCCCUCCUCAACGUUAAUGAGGGCACGGCUCUGCACUGCGACUUCGGAGGGAACCAGCUAUACGAGGCCAAGUGGAUCAGCCCGGCGGAGGUCAAGUGCAUGGAUGUGACACUCACCACAAUGGAGAUGAGCCAGGUGUUUCAUUUGAACCUGAGGAGAAGGGAUUUCCUGGACAAGUACAUUGACAGCCCUAAACCAAUGAGAGUGGAGGUGUACAACUGCGGUGCCGGGAGCGCCGACUGCUCCCAGUGCUGGGGUCGAGAGGACCAGGGACACCUCUGCGCCUGGUGCGACAACACCUGCAAGCCGCGGGACGACUGCCUGCCCCUCAGGACGCAGUGCCCGGGCCCCGAGAUCCACCAGAUCAUGCCCCUGAGUGGGCCACUUGAGGGAGGCACCCUUCUCACAGUCCAGGGAAAGAACCUGGGACGGAGGGUCUCUGAUGUGAAUGUGGCCAUCGGCAGCAUUCCCUGCAGGCUGCUCCACGACAGAUAUACUGUCUCUGUGCAGCUAGUGUGUGUGACGGGGGAGUCCAGGGCUGAGCUGUCGGACGUCGUGACCGUCACUGUGGACAACGCAGCAGUGGGAUCCUCCAAAGAAGCCUUUUCAUACCUGAUCCCCAGGGUUCUCUCGUUGGAGCCCAGUAACGGCUCCCUGAGUGGAGGCACCGAAGUUGUCAUCAGAGGGGAGCACCUGAACGCGGGGUCCCGGGUGCGAGUGAGGGUCAACGGCACCCAGGACUGUGCCAUACUGCUGAAUGACGCGAACGCCAUUGAGUGCCGAAUGCCAGCGGCAGAAAACACUCGGCCCGAGACCGUGCCCGUGUGCGUGGAGUUUGAAGACCUCCCGUGUCAGAACCUUCAGAUGAGCUCGUUCUACUCCUACGAGAAGAACCCCAUCAUCACCACGAUCCAGCCACAGAAAAGCCACCUCAGUGGCGGGAGGACCAUCACAGUGAAAGGACAGGGUUUCAACUUGGUGCAGACCGUCGACAUGGAGGUCAGAGGGAUCGGGAUUGAGCAAGCUUCCUGCUCCGUCCAGUCAAACACGGUCAUCAUCUGUUCCUCGCCGCCUUCUCCUGAGUCCACGCAGGCCUCCGUGAAGUUCUACCUGAACGGUGUCCUGUACACUGGGGACCGCCCUGUCUCCCAGAUGGACCUGGAGGAGGAGGAGGAGGAGGAGGAAGACGAAGAGCCCUAUGGGACGCAAUUCUACAUGGAGUACCUGGAGGAUCCACAGUUCUUCACAGCCACUAAGGACAAGUUCAUCAAGCACCAUCCUGGAGAGCCCCUCACUCUGAUCAUAAAUAAAGGACCCAACGCCCUGGACCUGGCGCCGGAGGAAUACUCUGUGACCAUCGGAUCCGUUCCGUGUGACAUCAGCUUCAGCAACGACCAGCUGUUCCACUGCACCAUCAACGGCUCUCUGAACUCGCACGAACGAGAGCAGCCGGUCAUUGUGCAAGUGGGGAAUUUCCGCAAGGUCAUCGCCACGGUGCAGCUGGGCGGCAGUGAACUGGCCAUCGUGGUGUCCAUCGUGGUGUGUAGCGUCUUGUUGCUGCUGUGCACCGUGGCGCUCGUGGUGUACUGCACAAAGAGCCGGCGAGCCGAGCGCUACUGGCAGAAAACCCUGCUGCAGAUGGAGGAGAUGGAGUCGCAGAUCAGGGAGGAGAUCCGUAAAGGCUUCGCCGAGCUGCAGACUGACAUGACGGACCUCACCAAGGAGCUGAACCGCAGCCAGGGCAUCCCGUUUCUGGACUACAAGCAGUUUGUCAUGCGGACCUUCUUCCCCAAGAUGUGCUCGGACUAUGAGAAGAGCCUUCUGCAGCCCAUCUACGAGAAUGACAAUCAGGCGCCCCGGGCCUUGCCGGAGACCCACCCCCUACUGCAGGACUGGAAGCCGGCCAGCACUGCCAAGCCCAACAUGGAGGAGGGCAUCGCCCUGUUCUCGACGCUUCUCAAUAACAAGCACUUCCUCAUCACCUUCGUGCAUGCGCUGGAGCAGCAGAAGGACUUCGCUGUGCGGGACAGGUGUAGCCUGGCCUCCCUGCUCACCAUCGCCCUUCACGGCAAGCUGGAGUACUUCACGAGCAUCAUGAAGGAGCUGCUCGUGGAUCUCAUCGAUGCCUCGGCCUCCAAGAACCCCAAGCUCAUGCUGCGGCGCACUGAGUCCGUGGUGGAGAAGAUGUUGACCAAUUGGAUGUCCAUCUGCAUGUACAGCUAUCUCAAGGAAACUGUAGGCGAGCCUUUCUUUCUGCUGCUCUGUGCCAUCAAACAGCAGAUAAACAAGGGGUCCAUUGACGCCAUCACCGGAAAGGCCCGGUACACCCUAAAUGAGGAGUGGCUACUAAGGGAGAACAUUGAGGCUAAGCCCCAGAACAUCAACGUGUCAUUCCAAGGGUUUGGAAUGGACUCCGUCACUGUGCGUGUGAUGAAUACAGACACCAUCUGCCAGGCCAAGGAGAAGAUCCUGGAGGCCUUCUAUAAGAACCUGCCCUUCUCUCAGUGGCCCUCUGCUGAUGAUGUGGAUCUAGAGUGGUUUGCGUCUGGGAGCAACAGCCGGAUUCUCAUGGAUCUGGACAACACGUCAGUCAUGGAAGAUGGCAGGAAGAAGCUUAACACAGUAUUCCAUUACAAGAUUCCAGACGGUGCCUCGCUUGCCAUGAGCCUGAAAGACAAACGGGAGAACUCUCUAGGAAGAGCCAAAGAUCUGGACACAGAGAAAUAUGUUCAUCUGGUCCUCCCGAAUGACGAACUGAUGGAAACCAAGAAGUCCCACAGACACAGCCACCGCAAGAAGGUUCUCCCGGAGAUAUACCUUACCCGGCUGCUCUCCACCAAGGGAACUCUCCAGAAGUUCCUGGAUGAUCUGUUCCAGGCCAUCCUCAGCAUCCCGCCAGACAGACCACCUCUGGCCGUCAAAUAUUUCUUCGAUUUCCUGGAGGAACAAGCUGAUAAGCGAGGCAUUACAGACCCAGACACCCUGCACAUCUGGAAGACCAACAGCUUACCUUUGAGAUUUUGGGUGAACAUUUUGAAAAAUCCUCAGUUUGUGUUUGACAUCGACAAGACGGACCACAUGGACGCGUGUCUGUCCGUCAUCGCCCAAGCUUUCAUCGAUGCCUGCUCCACCUCGGACCUGCAGCUGGGGAAGGACUCUCCCACCAACAAGCUGCUGUACGCCAAAGAGAUCCCCGAGUACAAGAAGAAGGUACAGUGGUACUACCGGCAGAUCCAGGAGAUGACGCCGCUCAGCGAGCAGGAGAUGAACGCUCACCUGGCAGAGGAAUCCCGGAAAUACAGGAACGAAUUCAACACAAACUUGGCCUUGAUGGAAAUCUACAAUUACGCCAAGAAGUACCGUAAUCAAGUGGCGAAUGCGCUGGAUGCCAACCCGACAGCCCGGCGCACGCAGCUGCAGCACAAGUUUGAGCAGGUCAUCGCCCUGGUGGAGGACAACAUCUACGAAUGCAGCAGCGAGGCCUAAACCCCGCCCAUUAACGCCCUGCCCAUCCCCCACCCGUCUCACCAGCUGAAAAAGCAGGGCCAGCAUCCAUUCAAACAGACCCACGAGUCAACUGUCUUCGAACCGGAACGACGGGCUGCGACAGACCUUACAAACCUUUGAGGGGAUUGAUCCAACCGCAUACCGGAUGAGGCCUGGCGACACUAGUAGUUUGCCCCCUUCGUCAAGCAGAAUGACUGCGUUUCAGCGAACGAAGUGCGCAGAAAAAAAUGCUCAUCCGCAAAGUACGUUUGAGCACACCAGGAACAGAGGACUACCAAGACUCGAGUCACUUUGUUUCAAGCCACCAGGGAAGAGCUGGUGGUCCUGUUGUCACUGGACGGCGACCCGGGGUUGUACUCACGGCAGGAUCGCACGCACUGACCCCCACCUUCUGAGGACAAGUGAAGAAUGCACUGAACUGUAAAAUAUGUGUUCAUAGCAAUAUUUAUAGUCCUAUUCUCUCUAUUACAGUAUGGGGAAUUUAAAUAUGAAUGAGAGAACAUUGUUAUUAUAUAUCCCUGUCCCCGCUCUUCUCCAGACACGCAGUUACGUACUCAGGUCUGAGCUGUGAAGAUGACAGAUAUGAUUUUCUACUGGUGCUUUGAACUGUGAUCUCAGCUUGCUCUGGGUGAUUUCUGGCAGAGUUCAUGUUGACAUACAAUCCCAGCAAUGGCCUGGGUGAUGUUUCGACAGAAUGAAUGAACUGCAAGACCUGUUUCCUCAAACACGGACUUCGCUGAAUGCUAAAAUGAGGGACAGCCGUUCCAGAUCCAGUUGUCUUUUUGGCUACAUUAUGGAAAAAAACAAGUGGAAAAGUGAAUAAAAUGUGAUUUUUUUUUUUUUUUUUUUUGAAGGCUGUGUUUCUUUUAGAUAAAACAGACUUUGUUACUUUAUUUCUGAUGUUACUUGACUGAGCGUGUACACAAGUCUGUUUAAAGGAGCUCAAAUGGGCUUGUCCUGUUUUCAGAUAAAAGGUCAAUUAAAAUGAACUUUUUUGCUUUUUGGUGCCUAAACAAAA